Molecule: messenger RNA, 300 nt
Organism: Penicillium longicatenatum
Lineage: Eukaryota; Fungi; Ascomycota; Eurotiomycetes; Eurotiales; Aspergillaceae
Exons: 1
Coding region: 1-300 (99 amino acids)
Source: RefSeq, a predicted model, not a curated record
AUGUCUGAUCAGAAACAACUCAUUCAUAAGCCUCUCAUCGUUGAGGAUGGUGAGGAGUUCUAUGACACUUUCGUUCACCAGCACGAUAAUACGAAUUCCAACGUGCAACAUGGUCUGUCUUCCAAAUUUCAAAGUAGAGCGCUUUGGGAAAUGCUAAUGGAAUAUUCAGCUCGCGGUAAAGAUGACGCAACUGAUCGAACCAAUUUAAUGGGAGGCGACAGAACUCGCCACGCGAAGCCGGGGUUGCAGAGCCAAUAUAGUGAGGGGCCUGAUCAGGAUGAUCUGUCCGAACCCGAAUGA